This is a messenger RNA of Mollisia scopiformis, 2715 nucleotides long. Its product is annotated as HET-domain-containing protein. The transcript has 4 exons. Bases 1 to 2715 code for a protein of 904 amino acids. NCBI's taxonomy places the organism in Eukaryota, Fungi, Ascomycota, Leotiomycetes, Helotiales, Mollisiaceae. The record is from RefSeq and is a predicted model, not a curated record.
AUGCCCCCGAAGGCAGAUUCCGUCGCAGUGAUAUCCCUUGGUCCUGAUGGGAAAUUAAGACCAAGGUGCCUGACAGCAGGAGGUCGACCUAUCUGCAAAUUCUGUCACCACUUCAUAGUUUGGGGCGGUAUAGCAGCCGAAAAGCCCCCUCACAGAGUCGAAUUCCCCCACCAUCCUUCUAGCACAUCCCUGAAGAAAUGCGUGGAUUCGGGAAAAUGCGUCCUCUGUGCUAUCCUCUAUCACUCACUGCUUGACAGUCGUCGACCUAUCGAAGAUGUGGACCUACCAGAUCGACAGAUUCGACUUGGGACCUUGCCGCCCGAUAACGAUGUACCUCUGUAUCGUUUACUGGUUGAGAUUGUGCCGCUCAGUGUCGAGACCGCAGGUCUGCAUACCUUCGAUUUUGAGACGCUGCGGAGAGUAUACUCUAAUUUGAUCGAUGUAUCAACAAUGUCGAGGCAGAAGGGACUAGAUUUUCUUGAGCAUAGAGUGGAAUCUCUCAAACGUAUGCAAAAGCAUCGACCAGGCUGCAGUAAUGAAGUGUGGAGUAUCUUGCUUCCCGAUGACGAAAGAAGAUUCUUCCGAUACACGAAUGAGAUAUCGGCUGAUGAGUACUUUGCUGUCAUCUUACCAUUUUAUCGUGUCGAGAUCCCGUUGCAGUCUAUGUACUUCAAAGAUGGAAUUACAGGAGAUCUACCCAUAAAUCAAGUACUGGAUCAGGCCGAUGAGGAUGGUUUACGCUAUGAUAAGGACACCACAGGGUCUCAAUUUGCACUCAAGCAGAUUCAUGCCUGGAGGGGCAUCUGCAGCCGGCACCAUAAACAAUGCGUUGCGUUCACUCGCCAAGUUGCGAGCCUUAGAUUUGUCCCAAAAAGACUACUCGAUCUCACCAACAUCAAGCUUGAUCCUAAUGGCAACUACCUGGAAGGAAAGCCCGUUUUGAUAUCAGCAGCGUCAUUCGAAGGAUCUCCAAAUAUAUCCUACGCCGCUCUAAGCCAUUGUUGGGGGAAGUUGCAGCCUCUCAGAACACUGAUGUCAAACGUCUCGGACUGGGAGAAAGGAAUUCCUUGGAAGAAAUUUCCCAAAACUUUCAGGGAUGCAUCUUUCAUAGCGAAGAGUCUCGGUAUAGACUAUCUAUGGAUUGACUCUUUGUGCAUCAUGCAAGAUAGCGAGGACGAUUGGAAAGAACAGUCAUCAAUGAUGGGGUUGAUCUAUCGGUGCUCAGUCAUUUGCAUAUCCGCUCUUUCAGCCAAGAACUCGAGCGAAGGCUUGUUCGUGAAGAGAGACAGUCGACUCCAACGACCAUUCAAACUUUGGGAAGCAUCGCCAUGGGACUUCCCAGACAAAGGACCGUUGUAUCUGUUUCCUUUCGCAAAGAAAUAUGGAAAUGAUCCGAAAGGUCCCUUGCAAGAACGAGCGUGGGUGCUGCAAGAGGAACUACUCUCCACUAGACGCAUCAUGUUUGGGCAAGAUAUGGUUUACUGGCAAUGUGUCUCCUGCAAAACAUCAGAGUCUUUACCAAUGUCGAUCUUUACAGCCACUCCUUUUAGGGGCAUCGACGAAAUUGAAUGGAAUCGAAUCUAUCAGCUUGGGAUCGGAGGUGCGUUGGAUCUUUCAAAUCCCGGGUCAAAAGAUGUGGAAAGGUUUUAUAUGUGUUGGCUGCUCAUCAUCCAAGCCUAUUCAAAGAGAAAACUCACCAAAGGAUCCGACAAGCUGGCAGCACUGGCAGGAAUAGCAGCAGAAUAUCAGAAAGCGACAGGAGAUACUUAUCAUGCCGGACUAUGGAGAAAGUACGUGUGGCGAGAAUUACUAUGGCACGUUUCCUCUCCAGGAGCGCCUUGCUUCAACCGCCCGCAGCCUAAAGAACUAAGAGAAAGUGAGCCUAUGAAGGAUUUUGCAGCUCCCACUUGGUCCUGGGCUUCUAUCAACGCUAAAAUCAUGUACUUCUCACUAUACAGACCAGACACUGUUUCUGAUCACGAAGUCUUACUCGAAAUCUUAGACAUUUCAACUUCGCCUUCCUCUCCAUCAGAUAUCUCAAACCAGUACACCGGCACGAUAAAUCUGCGUGGUAAGUUAUCAGUCGCUACGGUACUACUCUAUAGCUCCUCAGAGUCUUACUACGAACUCGCCUGGGAAACCAGAAAGGACCAACCCGCAGACUCAAAUCUGGCUCGAGAAUCGAACUUCUACGACCAUUAUUAUGGGGCCUUGGACAGACUGGCAGCAAUCCGAAAAGGCGUCGACUCCAAGGGCAAGGCUAACGAAGCGAACGACUAUGAUUUUGACACUCUCGUCACAAGCCUGACUGCAAAGCCCGAUGGUCAUUUGCCAGCCUAUAUUCCCAGCGAGGAGGAGCUACAAUAUGAGAUCACAGAUCGAGGGUUCGAUAAAGCGAGGCUGAGAGACGGUAGAUUGCCGUUUCCUGCAACGAGGUACCAUCUUCCAGAUGAUUAUUCUGGACACCCCAUCGUUAGGGAUGAAGAUAGGGUCCAGCUGGGACACUGGGCUCCCGACUACAAGAUUUCCGAGUCAGAGUACACUGUGACUUUUCUCGCAGUAUCUCGUUCGAGAGGCCUUGUGUAUUGUCUGGGGCUUGAGUUGGUUGAUUCGCAGUCACAGCUGUAUAAACGAAUCGGUCUUGGAUUCUGGCAUGAAUUAGCUUGGGAAGAAACGAAUCGCGACUUGCGUAAUGUCGAAUUGAAGAUCAUAUGA